AUGUUUCCUGUUGGUCAAGGGAAGUACGAGAGUUUGGUUAAUGAAGACGAUCACUUACACACUGAUACAAAUGUUAGAGUGAAUACUGCUUAUGGCAAAAGAGGAGCAUGGGAUCACAUACAAAAUCUGGAUCAGUUCUUCUCAGAUAUAUAUAAAUACCACCAAUGUGGAGGAUUCGUCGUGAUAUUAUUAGCGCAAAUUCUUUGGCUAGUGAAAUUCGCCUUUGUCAUAUUCAUUACAAUUGAAUUAUCUGUAUGCACAAGAUGGAGCUACUUAACCAAUAGUAGUAUUUAUGUUGAAAAUUGGACUGAUGUCUUCCAACCACCAAAUCAAUGCUGGGCUACCUUACCAUUUUCUGCAUCCUUAUUAGUUGUUGGCGCUGUGAUAACAAUGCUAGUACAAAUCACUCUUGUUGGCAUCAAAUUAAGUCGAUUCUGGGAGAUUCGUCGUUUUUGUACAAAUAUCUUAGAUAUGCCAACCAAUGAUUCUGGUCUAUCAGAUUUAACCUGGUCUGAAGUACAACAACGGCUGUUACAAUCACAAAGAGAUUUCCAAUUUUGUGUAUACAAAGUUAAUUUAGAUGAAUUAGAUAUAUAUAAUCGGAUAUUACGACAUAAAAAUUAUUUAAUAGCAAUGAUUAAUCAAGAUAUUCUACCUAUCCGUUAUCGUAUAUCAUCUAGUUUACUACCUCAGAUUGUUUAUCUUCCUGAUGGAUAUUUAUUCAAUUUAAAAUUAAUCUUAUUCUGGACACCAUGGUCACCAUUUCAUAAUUAUUGGCAAUUAAGAGCUGAUUAUAAAUGGGUUACAAAACGUCAUGAAUUAGCUGUGGAAUUAGCUAGUCGUGUACGUAUUCUUGGCAUCAUUAAUCUUGUUAUGGCUCCGAUUAUCUUUAUUGCCCAAUUAAUAGCAUUUAUAUGCGCCAAUGCAGAACGCUUUCGAUAUCAACCGUCAACAUUGUUUGGCCGACGUUGGUCAAAUUAUGCCCGCCUGUAUCUACGACAUUUCAAUGAAUUACAACAUGAAUUUGGUACACGUUUAAAGCAAGCGUAUACCCCAGCUUCAAGAUAUUUUGAUAGUUUUGUAUCACGACCGCUGACAGUGAUAGCAGAGGCAGGUGCUUUUAUUUUUGGUGGAGCAUCAGUAGCCUUUUUUAUUGCUAGUCUUAUACGUGAACAAAUGAUGCAUUUACCUGGUUAUUUAGCUAUACUUAUUGGUGGUGGUUUAUUGGCUAGAUCGUGUUUAUCUUUAAUACCAGAUGAGAAUAUGGUUUAUUGUCCGCGUAGUUUAUUAGUGUCAACAUUAAUGCGUAUUCAUUAUAUGCCAGAUCAUUGGAAAGAACAAGCUGGUACAUAUCAAGUUCGAUCAGAAUUUUCACAAUUAUUUCAAUAUCGUAUGAUUGGUUUAUUGGAAGAAUUGUUAUCGCCUAUUAUUACGCCGCUAAUCCUUAUUUUUAUUCUACCUAAGCAUACACUUGAAAUUGUUGACUUUUUAAGAAAUUAUACUGUUGAAGUUCCAGGUGUUGGAGAUGUUUGUAGCUUUGCACAAUUGGAUAUACGACGUCAUGGUGAUCCUAUGUGGCAUCCAAAUGCAGAUAGUGGUAGUGAUGAUCAAAGUGGAACUGAUAAUGAUGAACAUGAGCAUACAACAAGUGGUGAAAUUCAUCCUUAUUCAAAGAAGGCUGCUGCUGUUAAACAUGCUAAAUGGCCGUCAAAGACAACUCCUACGCAUGAUCAGUCUAAUGUUACAACUGUUGGCAGAACUAGUGAAGAUACUAUAGAGGCGAAUUGUACUAGUUCAAUUCAUCAGAGCGCUGCUGGUGGUAAAAUUGAACUCAGUCUUAUGCACUUUCAUCUUACUAAUCCAUCUUGGCGACUUCCACCAGAUGGUCUAGCCUAUCUAAAGUCGGUUAGGAAUCAGGCUUUAUUAGACCUACAACAACAGCAACAACAACAGUUAGCUCAAUUCCAGGAUAGCUAUAAAAAUGAUACUCAAGUUGAUAAGAUAACUUCACAACCAGCACAGGGAAUGUUUUCAACUCUUUAUGGUGGGCCACAAACUAGUCAGAUGACUAGUAUUUAUCAGAGUACUCAUCCACAACUGCCUAAUACAUGCGUAGAAAGUUCACUUGGUCUAAAGAAUGUUUCUCAUUUACCAGGUUCUGGAUUACGUUCAGAAAACACAUAUGGUGUUGUAGGAGCUAUGGUUGAUUCAAUGAGAAGUUCAGGCUCUCAAUCAAUGCAUCGUUCAGAUCCUAAUGUUUGUGAAACUCAAACCACAGAACCUGGUAUACGAAGAAUUUCUCAUGGUGAUAGUAGUGCACACAAGUUACCAGGUAGCAGUGCUACAAAACUUGCUUCGGAGACUAAGGCAGCACUACCUAAACCCAACUCAGAAAUGACUGGAUCCCAGCUUAAUCCUGCUGCAUUUAACUACUCAAUGCUUGAUGGACCUACUCCCAUAACAAUGAGUUUAAUGGCAGCAUCUGCCUUACAUUCUGCUGAUACCUUAGGUCUUCCAUUUUAUCAACCUUAUAAUUCACAGAUUGAAGAUGGUUCAAGUCAACAUAUGGGUUUCAAUAACAGUCUUAUUGGAAGUGUACGAGGACGUCGCUGUGCCAUAACUGAAAUGUUAACAGCAGAUAUGUCAGUUAGUGCUCUUUACAUCCAUGAACUUUUCCAUAGAAGAAGACAACAACGACAGAAUCAUGGAUCUAGUCGGGAUAUAGCUCACAGCGCG
Molecule: messenger RNA, 2736 nt
Organism: Trichobilharzia regenti
Lineage: Eukaryota; Metazoa; Platyhelminthes; Trematoda; Strigeidida; Schistosomatidae
Source: the annotation of a GenBank genome assembly